AUGAGCGAAGAUGCGGUAUUUUUCCAACAAGCAGCUGAGGCCAUUGUAGCUACAAGCCUGAAAAGUGCAAAUGUCGACCCAACAAUCAGGGAACUACUGAACAGAAUAAAGUACGUUGACCCCAACAAGACCAGGGCACAGGUCCCACCUCAAAUAAUGUCAGAAAACAAGUCUGUUCUAAAUUACUUUGAUCAGUUGCUAAAUAACGUCGAAAGUCUAUCGGGAACAGAAAGUGCCCCGCAAGGAGAAAAGCCUGGAUCGAAAAAGAGGAGGAGAUCUGAAGGCCCGGAGAAUUCUGGUAAGGAUGACCUAAAGGUUAACACAUCGGUGGAGGACGAUGCAGGAGCCAAAAAAUUCCCCUGUGGUAAAUGCGAUCUGGUGUUUCGACGCUCAAGCGACCUCAGAAGGCAUGAAAGAGCACAUCUCCCGAUAUUACCCAAUAUUUGUUCUUUGUGCGGAAAAGGUUUUGCGCGCAAGGACGCGUUAAAGAGGCACUUUGACACCCUGACAUGCAAAAGGAAUCGUGAAAAGCUGUUAAGCAUCGGGGGAGAUAUAAACGAAAUUCUUGAAAAGGCGAGACUAAAUGGUGCUAACGUAUGA
Messenger RNA from Lachancea thermotolerans CBS 6340, 600 nucleotides. It is a transcript of the gene MET31, whose product is annotated as Met31p. The record is from RefSeq and is a predicted model, not a curated record. Gene Ontology annotation, molecular function: DNA-binding transcription factor activity, RNA polymerase II-specific; sequence-specific DNA binding. Gene Ontology annotation, biological process: regulation of transcription by RNA polymerase II. Lineage: Eukaryota; Fungi; Ascomycota; Saccharomycetes; Saccharomycetales; Saccharomycetaceae. The transcript has a single exon. Bases 1 to 600 code for a protein of 199 amino acids. Gene Ontology annotation, cellular component: nucleus.